Pelobates cultripes (western spadefoot toad) is the source of this 19211-nucleotide messenger RNA. The record is from the annotation of a GenBank genome assembly. NCBI's taxonomy places the organism in Eukaryota, Metazoa, Chordata, Amphibia, Anura, Pelobatidae.
CCUAGACAUACUCAGGAUACCUACCUAGUGCUUCAGAGAGAUACAGAACAAACAGAGACGUCUACAGUGAUCUUUAUCCUGGGAGACUCCGGACUAUUACUGCACAAAGCAAAUUAUACAGGUACCAUGAUAUCAACACACUGUAUGUAAAUACAGACAGACAGAAAGAGGAUAGACAGACAGACAGACGGAUAGAUUGAUAGAUAGAUAGAUAUAUAGAUAGAUAAAUAGAUAGAUAGAUAUUGCAUAGAUAGAUAGAUAGAUGGCUUGCAAAAGUAUUCACCCCCUUAGCAUUUUUCGUGUUUUGUUGCCUCACAACCUGGAAUUUACAUGGAUUGUUUGAGGAUUUGCAUCAUUUAAUUUACAGAACAUGCCCACAACUUUGAAGAUGUCUUUUUUAUUUUUUAUUGUGAAGCAAACAACAAACAGGACAAAAUAACAGAAAAAGUCAAUGUGCAUAACUAUUCACCCCCCUAAAGUUAAUACUUUGUAGAGCCACCGCCAAUCACAGCUCCAAGUUGCUUUGGAUAAGUCUCUAUGAGCUUGCCACAUCUUACCAUAUGGAUUUUUGCCCAUUCCUCCUUGCUAAACUGCUCCAGCUCCUUCAAGUUGGAUGGCUUGCGCUUGUGAACAGCAAUCUUUAAGUCUGACCACAGAUUUUCUAUUGGAUUGAGCUCUGGGCAUUGACUAGGCCAUUCCAACACAUUUACAUGUUUCCCCUUAAACCACUCAAGUGUUGCUUUAGCAGUGUGUUUGGGGUCAUUGUCCUGCUGGAAGGUGAACCUCCGUCCUAGCCUCAAAUCACGCACAGAGUGGUACAGGUUUUGCUCAAGAAUAUCCCUGUAUUUAGCACCAUCCAUCUUUCCCUCAACUCUGACCAGUUUCCCAGUCCUGGCUGCUGAAAAACAUCCCCACAGCAUGAUGCUGCCACCACCAUGUUUCACUGUGGGGAUGUUGUUCUUUGGGUGAUGUGUUGAGUUUGCGCCAGAGAUAGUGUUUUCUUUGAUGGCUGAAAAGGAAAAUUUUAGUCUCAUCAGACCAGAGCACCUUCCUCCAUACAUUUUGAGCCUUUUCGCAAACUCAAAACAUGCCAUUUUUUUUUUUGAUGAAAGCAAUGGCUUUCUUCUGACCACUCUGCCAUAAAGCCCAACUCUAUGGAGCGUACGGCUUAUUGUCGUCCUAUGUAAAGAUACUCCAGUCUCUACUGAGGAACUUUCCAGCUCCUCCAUUGAUAACUUAGAUCACUGUGCUGCCUCUCCUUGCCUGGUCCGUGAGUUUUGGUGGGAGGCUGUCUCUUGGCAGGUUUGCUGUUGUGCCAUGUUCUUUCCAUUUGGUUAUGAUAGCUUUGAUGGUGGAUCAUCGAAGAUUUGGAUAUUUUUUUUUUAACCUAGCCCUGACUUAUACUUCUCAACAACAUUGUCCCUUACUUGUUUGGAGAGUUCCUUGGUCUUCAUGGCAGUGUUUGGUUAGUGGUGCCUCUUGCUUAGGUGUUGCAGCCUCUGGGGCCUUUCAAAAAAGGUGUGUAUAUGUAAUGACAGAUCAUGUGACUCUUAGAUUGCACACAGGUGGACAUCAUUUCACUAAUUAUGUGACUUCUGAAGGUGAUUGGUUGCACCAGAGCUUUUUAUGGGCUUUAUAACAAAGGGGGUGAAUUUAUACGCACAUGCCAAUUUUCUGUUUUCUAUUUCUAUAUAUUUUUCUCUUUCACUUCACCAACUUAGACUAUUGUGUUCUGAUCCAUCACAUUAAUUUCAGAUUAAUAAAACAUUGAACUUAAGGCUGUAAUGUAACAAAAUAGGUAAAAAGUCAAGGGAGGUGAAUAUUUUUGCAAAGCACUAUAGAUAUUGUAUAGACAGAUAGAUACUGUAUAGAUUAGAUAGAUACUGUAUAGAUAGAUAUAUACUUUAUAGAUAGAUAAAUAGAUACUGUAUAGAUAGAUACUGUAUUGAUUAGAUAGUGUGGCGAAACAGACCUCGCCACGUGUUCUUGGAGGGGGCUGCUUGCCCACCUCCUACCUUCUGACUAUGGUCCUGGGAUAUAUGGCAUUUGAAAACACUGUUUGUGCCCUGUGACAAAACUGGAGAUUGUGCACAAAUAUGACUAUUGUCCAUAUUUUUUAUGAUUCCCUUUGUUUAUUGCACUGUUCCCAAUGUGUUUCAUCUGUUGGUUCGGCUGGAUAGAUUACCAGACAAACUGUGGAGUUACUGGGUGGCCGCUAUUUCAUGUAUCAGACACUCGGUGAGAACAAUGGAUGAAGCACAUGGUGAGAACAAUGGAUGGCGGCCAUUUUAACUCACAGACACUGUUUAGACUUUUCUACACGGUGCCAUCUCGCCGGUAUUUGGUGCACAAAGACAUCGUUCAGUAGUUUUAAACUACAGAACAGGGGACACAUUUAACAGUAAAUAUUUUUAUAUAGCCUGUAUAUGUUCUGCGGAAUCUGCAUUAAACCAUAUCUUCCAAACUACUGAACGGAUUUGGGUGAAUUUUGGAUAUGUGGUCCAAUGCCCAAAACAGUUCCAGAGAAUUAGUCUGUGUGGCCGGUCUAUUUUAAACAGUCGAAGUACCAUUCAAAUUACUGAACGGAAUGGUGAAUGACCAUAGUCAAUGUGUGUCACUUGUUCGUUGGUUUCUGUUCACCGAAUAUCGUUUGACUCCCGUUCGAAUACCCAAAGUUCAAUGAAAGGUGAAGUUCAGCGGAGUUCGUGCCGUUGCGUGUCCAAUUUGAGUUCCAUGAACUCAACGACAAAACCCCUCUGAAAAGGUUUGACUAAACAAGAUGGCCAUCGCCAUGUGUUCGACUAUACGAACGGCAACCACCCAGCCGUUCGCAAAUUUGGCUGUGGUUAACUACCAGCCUUGGAGGUAAAUAGGCUGCACACUCCACUUGUGUGUUGUCCGCUGUUCGCUGGUUCGAAGUAGCACUUCGAACCACUUCGAAAGUUCGAAGAACAAUUGUUUAACCCCUUAAGGACACAUGACAUGUGACAUGUCAUGAUUCCCUUUUAUUCCAGAAGUUUGGUCCUUAAGGGGUUAAAGUCCCAACAGGCACAUAUAGGGUCUCUCAACCACAAUAAAUUAAAGGGGCCAUAGUCACAGGGUAAAAGGCUGGCAAGUAGUCCCCUCCAAACCCCAGUGGCUAAGUGGCUUUCGCCACAGCUUUGUCCCUGUAACCUUGUAGGGUCAGGUCAGAGGCUACCUCUGUAGUGGUUACCCCGUGCAGGAUUCUCAGCUUCCAGUCAGUUCCAAGUGAAGAAGCUCUUACAAGAGCUAGUGUGAAUAGCUGUAUAGCGGUUACCCCCAAUAAGAGACAAGACUCUAGAUUGAGGGUGAAGUAGAACUGUUGGGCUCUCUGUUCUCGGUGCGGUCAGUACCUGUAGAUUGUAGGCUCUUCUUUCCCUCGCCUCCUCCAUCGCUGCAUUGAGAAGCUGGGUUACCACUUCUACCUGUGGAUUUGGCCCAUAGAGUGCCAGCCUACCUUGCACGAUUCUCUGGAUCUUGUCCUCUUCCCCGUUUGGUGAGUUAGCGUUAGCCAUGAUGUUGUUUUGGUCCAUUUAGACCAGUUCAGCUAUUAAUUCCCGUCUCAGUCUGUUGCUAGCUGAACACCCACGGCUCUCUAGCAAUCCUUCAAUGUUGGCCGUUUCAGUUUUUCAUACUCUGUAGAUGUAACACGUCCUCUGGGAAGACAGGACCAUCCCGCCGCUGCCACCACUGUAACGGAUCAGCUGGUACCCCAACUGGGUACCUCCAUUAUUGGAUGCUCCUAGCACUUCCUGAGGGCUCCAAAGACUCCAGCAGACACCAUAACCACCGUAGACUCCUUCCGGGAGCAAGACAGGAACAAGCUCUUAAAAAAGCUUAGAAGUGAUUAUCCAAAGGAGCAUGCAGAGCAUAGCAAUCCUGUAGUAAUAUAGCAAUUCCCCCAAAAGAGACAGGACUCUAGAUUGAGGGUGAAGAAAAACUGUCUAAAACUUUAUUUUCUAGCCCAUAUGGCCAUUACAUUAACAUUGCUGUGAAAACCCAAUAAAAUUACAAACAGUCAAAUCAUAGCAGGCAACAUACAGUGACUUAUUAAAACACAAUGGCAUAUUUUUAAAGAGGUGGGGGAGACAAUAAUUAACAGAAAAUAUCUCACGUGUCUGAAGAAUUAGCAAUAUGCAAAUCUUCCCGAAUAUGCAAAUGAACAAGUCUUGCUAUUCAGGUAGUGCAUAUGCUACCAACAGAGGGCACUAGACAAACUCCAUAGCCAAAUCCACCUAGUUGGUAGCAAACCACAGCAGUACAGGAGAGCAGGCAAUACAUCCCAGGGGACAUAGUCACAUGGCAGGAGGCUGGCAAUCAGUCUUUUCCAAUGCCCAGUGGCGAGGCUGGUUCCGCCACAACCUCCUUCUCAAACUUAGCGGGAGUAUCCCAGUGUAGGGGGACCAGGUGAGGGAUAGGCUCCCAGGACUCAGAGUUUAGGUGGUGAGUACGUGUGGCCCGCGUGUAGGGUCAGGAAUGGCGCCCAGAGCUAAGGGGGCUGACUCGGGGGGCUUGCUGACAGGGCUUUCUACGGGACCUUGGGGGAUGGAAAGGGCCACGGGUGUUUACCUGAGCCUCAGAGUGUGAAAUGUCCGGGGUGGUGCAGGAUUGCUGGUGAGUCAUCACUGGGUAGACUUCUUCCUGGGUCAGAUUGCCGAGAAGUACCUUGGUGGAUAGUCGGUCCAUGAGGCCCACUUUGCAUCUCCGGGCUCCAGCGCCCCAAUCCAGGUGUACACAUGCAGUGGUUAUAUAGUGGACAUUCCCUCCAGCCACUCCGACAGCUACGGUACCCCUGUCUGUUCUUCCUCCGGAACUAGCUGUGGUCGCACCAGUGUGACCCACUGUGAUCUGCAGUUUAUUUUGAGGUGGCCAGGCUGGUUGCACUGGAAGCAGCGCUGAUCUGCCCCGAGGUAGACUUGCUGGGAGUCUACGAAGUGGAGUUGUGGCCACGGGUUGGGCUGGAACAGAGGUGGAGUGGGUGGUCGGUAGGAAACAGGGGCCACUGGGCACUGGGACCACCGGGUGUCGAUAUUUUCAUCUGCCCACUGAGCCACCUCAGUGAGAGUCUUGGGUUGUCGAUUUCUCACCCAUUCUCGUACUUUGUUAGGGAGCCCAUCAUUAAAAUGUUCCGACAUGAAGAACUGGGUGAUCUCCUCCGGGGACUUAGCUGGUUGGGAGUUGAGCCAGUUCUGGGUGGCCCUUGGGAUGAGGCAUGUCCACUCCGCAUUGGGAGUCCCUUUUCCCUUUUCUGGUCUUCCUGAACUUUCAGCGGUAUUGCUCGGGGGUGAUAGCAUACCUGGCUAGGAGGAUCUGUUUGAUAAAGGCAUAGUCCCUGAUCUGGUCCUCUGGUACAGCCCGCUAAGCUUCCGCUGCCUCACCCACUAAUUUGCUGGCCAGGAUGGUGACCCAGUCGGUAGGGUCGACUGCUUGUAGUAGGCACUGGUGCUCAAAAUCCUGUGGGAAGUCAUCAAUGCCUCAAAAAAGGUCCUGCUGAUGGUCUCCUCUGAGGGUGGCUCUGUGUAAUAUGUCAGGCGCCGGGCCACCUCCUUUCGCACUUCCUCCUCUUCUCCGGCCCCUGGCUGGGGAGUAGUUGCCUCACUGCGUGCCUGGUCAUCUUCCAUAAGUGCAGAACUCCAUACGGCCUUGUUACGACUGUCAGGGGUUAUCCCUCUGGCUUCACACAAGUCUUGCAAUGUUGGUCACUUUAGAGUACUAUAGUCCAUGGGUCUGUUGGCAGGAACAUAGGAUCCCGCCGCUUGCCACCAGUUGAAGUGGGCCCUGGGUAACCCGGCUGGUUAUUCCCUUUUGUAAGAAUAGGUCAGACCCAUUUUCCCAGUAAAUGGACGGCACAAAGUUCCAGGAUACAACUUUUGACAAUCUUUAUUUGGGCAUACAGCUUUUUAUGCACAGACCCCGGCAGUGGGUCUCCAUCCAACAGAACACAAUCCAGGCAGGAGGGGGCUAGGUCACAGAUUACCACCUCCUGCUCUGGGAGAUACUUAAGUUACAGGACACAGGGAAACACAUGAAUACGCAUUACAUAAAGGGGGGUGAACUUUGGGGCUUGGUGCCCUGGGACGGAAAGGGGAUACAGGGUUAAAACAUACAUCAAUAAAUAGCCCCGGGUCACACUUGGGAUCCCUGCAAAAAGCGGGGCAAUCGGAUGUGCAGAGCCCAUGAUAUCAGUAUCCAAAGUCUGGGGCUUGAGGCUCUGUACAUUCCCAAAAUUAGUUCCAGGGAGUUGCUUGGUUUAGUCUGGCGAAUUCAAACUACGCGCCUGUGACGAAAGUAACUUCACCACUGGUUUUAGGAGGGGCCUGUUUGCGUGCCUCCUACUUUGGGACUAUGAGUCCUGUGAUAACCCAUGUUCAAAAGUACUGUUUCUGCCCCUUGGACUUUUAACUGGAACAGAUUCAAACAUGUGGCGACGGCCAUCUUAAAUUGUCCAGCAUUGUUUUGUUGUCGAGUGUAUGGAACUGUUUUGGGCAUGGGACCAUGUGCACGGUGGGGCAAAAAUAAGACUUCCAGGAAAUUCCUGAACCCCUGAACUGAUCUGGGUGAUUUGGGGAUAUGUUGUUCACCCAGAGCAGGGCUAUCAGGGGAUGUGACUGUAUUUGUUGGGGGUAUGUUGUAUUUUGAAGUACUUUUUGGGGUUUGCAAAAAUGUAUGUUUUUUUAUGCUGAGAGUUAAUUGAGUUAGCCCAUUGUCUUCAUUAAUUAAAUCACAGGCAACGGGGCAGGAUUGUGUACACUGUAUUGGAGUGACUUAAUAUAAAAGUAUAUUUUUAUUGGCUUGUUGUUCCUGUGUUCCUGUGCCCCACAAGGUCCAUCUGGGUGGUAACCUUGUGGGGAAAACUGUAUAAAAGACCUAUCUGUUCAAUAAACCCUCAGAUCUGCUGACCCUGUUUUACCCUCAACACUUAGUCUUGUCAUGUGAUUAGAGGGGAACUGCUAUAAUCACACUGGGGAUUGCUAUACUUUGUAUUCUCCCCUGGGCUCUAAUCACUUAGCUCUUUAAAGAGCUGUUCCUGUUAUGCUCUCCUGGAGGAGCGGUCUCUCCCACACAGUCCUGGAUGUUAGAGGUUGGUCCAGGGGGAAGGAAGACAGCGAGAUUCCAGUUAUGCUAUGACAGUUGUGGAGUCUGCGAUGGUUGAGGUGUCCGGUGUGAUGCUUAUGGUCCUCGGCAUCAGCUAGGAGGCAUCCGUCUAAGGAGUUACCCAGCCGGGGUGCCAGGUGAUCCGUUACAGCGCCUAAACCAGGCAACAGCCAAUUGGCUGAAAGGGCUCAAACCAAAUUGCAUCAAUCGGCAUUCAAGGGAGAGAGGGGUUUCACGGCCCAAUCAGAAGAAAGGGUGCGAAACCUGAUUGCACCAAUCCGCUGAAAGGCGCAAAAUCAAUUCGUGCCAAUCAGCGCCCUGGCGCAAGAGGGCUUCACAGCCCAUUCAGAUGAAAGGGCGCAAAACCUUAUUUGAAUGGGCGUGCCUGCUCCGAUUGGUUGCCAGCGCCUCGCAGCGACCAAUCAGUGCUCACUCGUGCUGACCAACCAGGAGAAUGGUGCGAACCCAGUUUGAACGGGCGAUCUCUCUCAAAUUGCUCAGCACGGACUUCCACGCGACCAGCGGAGGCCUGCUGCUGCGAGACCAACUCACAGCUCCAGAGAUGCUGGUGCAUCUCCCUCUCUCCAGUGGAUGUCCCCACUCCGGUAUCCGCCGGAGAGCGCGCUCGCCUGGGCAGCCACAAGCUUAGUCUCAUAGCUCCCAGGUUUAGGUGUAACCAGUGAUUAUAGCUCCGUUAGGAGCAGGUAGGCUGCUUCCCGACACAGGGAUCAAAGACAGUGUGCACAGGCCAUUUCGGAAUGCUCCCCCUGGUAGGGGUUUGGUGAUGUGAACUGGCGGCCACCCAGGGGAAGCACGCGCCGCUUGUUCCCUUGUGGUCUGCGGUUUUCACACCUUGUUAGUGAGGUGUGAAUGUUCUAAGUAAACGUUCUAAAUGGAGUGCCGAGGUGGUCAGGUGAAUGGGGCUCCAUGCGCCGGAGCACCCCCAGGAGCUCAAAAGCUAUUUUGCAUAUUUGGUUUAUGGUAAAAAUGACAGAAAGGGGGAAAUUAAAAACAAGGGGGGGUUGACACACAUCCACACAUAGAAAAAGGGCAAUUUACAGUUAGGCAGCUGUCCCACCACAAGCAUCCCUGUAGGUCUGGUGCAGAGACUGCGGUCCCAUCUGCAUCAUUGGGGUCAGAGGUGUUGUCCCCCUGUAGUUGCGGAGAGGGGCCAGUUGUCGCCUCACCUGGUAUCUCUGGCUGCUGCUGCUGGAGAGUGAGGCCGGUUGCCUCCACUCCCCAGGACGCUUUGUGCUGCUGGGUAGAGGGACCGAUCAACUCCUCCCCCUGUAACUCCGGCUGCAGCUGGGGAGAGAGACUGGUUUUCUCCUCUCCCGGCAUGGUACCCUGCGGCAGGGGAGAAGGACUGACUGUCCCUACUCCCAGUAACUCCGGCUGUAGUUAGGGAUCUGGGCCGACUUUUUGUAGGUUUGGUUGUUGUCUAAUCUUUUUGUAGGUUUGGUUGUCUAAUCUGUAGACAGUUCUCUAUCUUGCGGCAGGAGAUUGUAUUUUUGAAGUCUGAGAUUUGUAAAUUAUCUGGUAAACAAACUGUGGCUCUACAUAAUUCAUUUUCUGCACUUUCAGAGUGUAAUGGUGUUGUGGAGAGAGGUACUGAGGCUAGUGGUGUUGUGGAGAGAGGCACUGAGGCUAGUGGAGACAGGCUCAGACACUGAGGCUAAUGGUGUUGUGGAGACAGGCUUGGAGACUAUGGUGAGGCCCAAUAGAAAGCAGUUGUUGUUGGGGGAUUCCAUCAUAAGAGGACAAUGGUGGUCUUGUGAGGUGUCUUCCCGGAGCUACUGUUCACAGAGACAGGAGACAUAUCUGUAAUAUUGUUAAGCGAGCAAAGCAGGAAGGGGAAUUGGAUGUACUUGUCCAUCUAGGGACAAAUGACUUGGCUUGCAAUGAGGUUUCAGAGGUUAAGGAAGUUUUUAGUGUUUUUGCCAAUGAUAUAAAUUAUGCAGAUAUUAUUUACACUUUGACUCCAAAUGAGUCGUUAUAGCCUAUUUAAGGUUAUUUUUCUAUAUACACUUUCUUCUAUAUAUACCAAUUCUGGGAAUGUGAUGUGUUAAGGGUACUUAAUAGCAAUACUCUGUGAUCUUGAUCAAGGAUCUCUAAUCGAUAAGGGAAAUAACUUACUUCAGGGUAUCUCCUUAUACACACUUUCUUCUAUAUAGGAAAACUCUUUGAACUUGAUGUACUUUAUGUGUUAAGGAUACUUAAAGGACCACUCUAGGCACCCAGACCACUUCAGCUUAAUGAAGUGGUCUGGGUGCCAGGUCCAGCUAGGGUUAACCCAUUUUUUAAUAAACAUAGCAGUUUCAGAGAAACUUUAUGAAUGGGUUAAGCCUUCCCCCAAUUCCUCUAGCAGCUGUCUCACUGACAGCCACUAGAGGCGCUUGCGUGAUUCUCACUGUGAAAAUAACAGUGAGAGCACGCAAGCAUCCAUAGGAAAGCAUUGAUAAUGCUUUCCUAUGUGACCGUUUCAAUGCGCGCACAGCUCUUGCCGCGCGUGCGCAUUCAGCCGACUGGGUGGAUCGGAGGCGGAUCAGAGGGAGAGAGCUCCCCGCCCAGCGCUGCAAAAAGGUAAGUUUUAACCCCUUUCCCCCUUCCAGAGCCGGGCGGGAGGGGGUCCCUGAGUAUCUUUUCCUGGCACUAUAGUGGUCCUUUAAUAUUAAUACUCUGUGAUUUUGAUCAAGGAUUUCUAAUCGAUAAUGGAAAUUUCUGUACGUCUUUCGUAAAUUAUGGAAAUUAAUACGUCUUUCAAAGCUCGUUUGUUUUUGGGUAAUUAAGUAUUAGAUUCUCUUUCUAAUUAAUGUAAUUAAGUAUUGCUGAUAAGAAGUAUACUACUUCCAGCUGUUCAACUACUUGCUUAGGAUACUGAUUCAUAAAUGUGAUUGUUUAAAGUUUGUAUAUUGUAAAAUUGAUGUAUGUAUCAGCUUGACAAAGACCUUUUGGGGUCGAAACGUUGCUGUUGUGGUUCCUAAUAACCAAGGAGUGCCUGGACCUCUAUUACUUUAUUCAUUUUUGGAAACCUGGUGUUUGAUUCCGGUUCAGCGAGUACCCUGGCUCAGAUUUAUGGGAGUGAGUGCAGUUCCACACAUACUACUAAAAGUGUGAACUGUCAAUGUCAUAAUACUGUUUGCUUUUUACUGCAAUAAUAUACACAUAUUUGUAUACAGUGUACACCCUAUGUACAGGUUUUAUGGCGUUUUGGGAAGUUACAGGGUCAAAUAUAGCAUGUUACAUUUUCCUUUUUUUUCACAUUGAAAUUUGCCGGAUUGGUUAGGUUGCCUUUGAGACGGUGUGGUAGCCCAGGAAUGAGAAUUACCCCAUGAUGGCAUACCAUUUGCAAUAGUAUAAAACCCGACGUAUUGCAAAUGUGGUAUGUCCAGCUUUUUUAGUAGCCACUUAGUCACAAACACUGGCCAAAGUUAGUGUUAAUAUUUGUUUGUGUCUGAAAAAUGCAAAAAACUAAUUUGAAUGACAAUUUUGGCCAGUGUUUGUGACUAAGUGGCUACUACUGUUGUAAAUAUACCAUACAUUAGUUUUAUCAUUUAAGAAGUAAUUGGAUUAAUAGAUUUUAUCCAUUAAUGCCAUUAGGGCAUACUAUGCCACAAUCAGGGACGGCCUUAGGCCAUUAGGCACCCUGUGCGAAAAGCCUUCACGGUGCCCCCUCUCCCCCAAAAAAGUUGCUUUAUCUAUACCAUCACACACACAGGCAAAGGCAGACAGUCAAACAAACAGUUACAAGCAGACAGUCACACAUGCUCAGUUACAGGCAGACAGUCACAGAGCCAAACACACAGUUAAAGGCAGACAGUCACACACAGUUACAGGAACACAAUCACGAACAGUUACAGGCAAACAGUCACACACACAGUUACAGGCAGACAAUCACACACACAGAGUUACAGGCAGACAGUCACAAACAAACAGUCACACAUACUCCUUUACAAGUAGACAGUCAUACACACUCGGUUACAGGCAUGCAGACACGCACGCUGAUAGGCACACAUACAGGCACACACAUUGGCACAGCUACAACGACACACACAAUUGGAGUCACACACAGGCAGACAGUCACACACAGAAUAUCACACACACACAGGCAAACUGUCACACACAGGCAGACAGACAGAUAGUCACACACACACAGACAGACAGUCACACAGGCAGGCAGUUAUGCAGACAGUCACACACACACAGGGAGGCAGUCACACACACACAGGAAGGCAGACACACACAGGCAGGCAGGCAGUCAGUCACACACACAGACAGACAGUCUCACACACACAGGCAGUCACACACAGGCAGUCACACACAAGCAGGCAGUCAGACAGUCGCACACACAGGCAGGCAGUCACACACAAACAGGCAGUCAGACAGUCACUCACACAGACAGACAGUCUCUCACACACAGACAGUCUCACACACACACACACACACACACAGACAGUCUCUCACACACACACACACACACAGACGGUAACACACACACACAGGCAGGCAAACACAAAGACACACAGUCACUCAAUCAUGGAAGUGGCACUUCGAACAACUUUGAAAGUUGUUCGAAGAACCAUUGUUCAAAGUUCCAAUAGGCACAGAUAGGGUCUCUCAACCACAAUAAAUUAUAGGGGCCAUAGUUACAGGGUACAAGGCUGGCAAGUUAGUGUUAAUAUUUGUUUGUGUCUGAAAAAUGCAAAAAACUAAUUUGAAUGACAAUUUUGGCCAGUGUUUGUGACUAAGUGGCUACUACUGUUGUAACCCCAGUGGCAAAGUGGCUUUUGCCAUAGGCAUAAUACACUCUAAUGAUCUUCUUUUGUGAUCGCAAUCGGGGGGUGGCUGCCUUUCAACCCAGGACUUCACUCUGACUACACACCAAUGUGUGUACUGAAACGGCGACACAUUGAUGUAACUUUACUUCUAACCAAAUAAAAAAAUAUUCACAAAUACCCUGAGUGUGCCUCUCAAAAAAUGUAUAUAUAUAUAUAUAUAUAUAUAUAUAUAUAUAUAUAUAUAUUGUGGCAGGCUCAUGCAAUGUAUAAUCAUAUACUCUAACUAAUCCCCCAUUAUUUAUUGCCUAGGAGCGGUGUUUUUAAAUAAAACUAUUACAUUCUGUAAGACUUGAAAAUUAUUUAUAGUGAAUAAACAAGUGCGCUGAUGUUGUAUGAAUUGGCCCCAGCACCACCCUAUAAUGUAUGUAUGUUCAGGUAAGUGCUGCCAGUGGUGUACCUACCACAGUCGUAGGGGUCGCAGCUGUGACUGGGCCCCUCAGUGCAGGGAGCCCAGCCACUGCCACGACCCCUGCAACCGUGGCCACCUGGAUAACAUCUGGGCCUAUGCAGAGCCGCACCUACAUUUGUAACAGAGCACUUGUUCUGGCAGGGACUUUCCUUCGCUGGAUCACCAAGAGUAGAUUCAGGAACAAGAAAAUGCCAAGUAAAUAGCCCACCUCCUCCCCAGCAACUGGAUGACACACAGUUCUGGGAGUACAACUGACUUUAUUUUGCCACAUAUAGCUUUUAUGUAAAAAACACAAGGGUUUCUUUCCCAAAAUCCUUUGUGUUUGAGAUAUAAUUGGGUCCCAAUUAGUAUAUCACAAAUAUCUCUCAAAUACAGAAACUUACAGAUGUUUUUAAUGUACCCCAAAAAUACAUGAAAACACUACAGGAACCCCACACAAAUUUUAUUCCCGAAUAGCCUUGAUCUGAGCACAGAACAUAUCCAAAAAGUGCUCAGAUCGGUUCGGUAGAACGGAAGUUAUCGUCAAACACAGUUUUGACUGACCGGCAACAGAAUUGGGCAAGGUGGCCGGUCGGCUUUCGGGGGUCCAGAGGGCCAGGCGGCUGUCUCUCUGUCACACGUGGCGAAGGAGCUGUGUUCUGUCUGCUCUGCUCCCUCGCGUGCCGUUUGCUGAUCCCGGGAGCCGGAACAUGACAUCAUAUUCCGGCUCCUGGUAUUAGUAGACCGUGUGAGGGAGCAGAGAGAACACAGCUCCCUCGCUGCGUGUGACAGAGAGACAGCCGCCUGCCCCAGUGGACCCCAGGGACCCAUCCAUGCCAGCUUUCCUAAAAGGUAGGGAGGCUGGGUGGGUAGGUGGGAAAUGUUAAUUUUAAUAAUAUUACUAAUUUGUAUAUAUGUAUUGUGUGUGUGUGUUAGUGUAUGUAUGUGUGUGUGUGUUAGUGUAUGUAUGUGUGCGUGUGUGUGUUUCUGUUAGUGUAUUUAUUUGUGUAUAUGUCUGUUAGUGUUUGUUUGUGUGUGUAUGUCUGUUAGUUUAUGUCUGUUAGUGUAUAUGUGUAUUUUAGUGUACUUGUGAGUUUGUGUCAGUGUGCUUGUGUAUGAGCGUAUUUACAUCUGUUAGCUUAUGUAUGUGUGUGUGCAUGCGUGUAUGUGCUUCUGUUUUCCUGGCACUAUAGUAUUUCUUUAAAAGGAGCAGGAAAAGGUGGAGUCUAAAGAGGAAGGGGUGGGUUCUUAAUCAGGAAGGGUUGGUAAAUUUAGAUUAGGGGGGUGCUCAGGUAUAGUCAUGCCUAGGGGAGCACAAAAUUAAAAUACACCACUGUGUGAGUGUCUGAGUAUGUGUGUGCGUCUGUGAGUGUAUGUGUGUGUCUGAGUGUGUGUGUGCACAUGUUUAUUUAUGCAUACAUUUUUUGGGGGGUGGAGGUUUGGGGGGAGGAUCUUGGGCGAGUUCCCACACUUUUUCCCCAGGACUUGACCCCUGAAAACUUCCAUUACACUGUAGUAUUUAUGGUUCUUGAAGUGUACCUUAAAUAGACAUUUUUAUAAUGAAGUGUAACAUAAUGUCUCUUUUUUCACAGAAAUGGUUGAAUAGAUGGUGAGAGGGCUGAGGAGAUGACAAACAUGUUUCUCUGCACGGUAUUUGUGCUGCUAAUGACCAGUAAGUCUGUUAAUUGAUUGGGGAUUUUGUGUUACUGUAAAUCAGGUGAUUUGAAUUUGUAAUGUACGCGUAGAGUCCCCGUGCUGUGUGACACAGAUCAUUUUCAACCGUAAUGUUAUCUAAUAAAAACUGAUAAUAAAAAUGAAGCCCAUGGAGAAACGCAUCUUAGGGAAUAGGGCCCUGAUAGGGCUGGAAGAAGGGCUAUCGGAGGGAACAAUAGUGGGGAUUGGUGGGUUAGUGUUUGGGGGUUGACUUCUAAUUUCUUGCAGAGUUGGUGCACGCUUGUUGUGCUCUGAUUGGGCCUGGUAAGCUUUGUCUUUCAGGAUGGCUGAGCGGUCAAUGGAGGAGCUGCUGGCUGGCGUGCGGGAGGCUGCACAGAGCAGAGGGACAGCGCGGCUGCAGGAGAGGCUGGCAGCGGUGAUGUUGGUGGCAGAGCAAGAUGGCCAUGGAGGAGGAUGCCCAACUCGGAUUCAGAGGACACCGCAAUGCCUUCGUCUGUGGCUGGAGACGGGGAAGUCCCCCACAGGACUGGUGGGCCUGGCUGGAGCUUGCAGAGAGCCACCCACGCAUGAGACGGGCAUCGCUGGCUCCGUCCGGGGACGGACUCCGGGCGGUGGUGGCAGAAGAUGCGCAAGGGAGCCGGGUCUGUGGCUCCGGGCAUGGUAGUGACGGUAGCUGAGGGUGCCAAGGGGGGCUCUGGUCUCGGUGGGGACAGUAGCUGAGGCUCUUCAUUGUUUUGGCUACCUGGAUGGGAUCUGGGAGGCGUAUAGGAAGUAUGGGGGCAUGGCGUGGUAGAAAUACGACGAGAAAUUCCGCCAACAACAGGCAGAUAAUCCUGGUAUGUGGUGGGACCAAAUGGACCUGCAGUCGUGGAUGAAGCUCAUGAUGGCUCAGUCGGCUGCGUUGGCUGUCCACAGAAAGGGAUUCUUCUCUCAGGUAAAAAGGGGAGUUUGCCACAACCUUAAAACACACAAAACCCCCACAAACGUUACAACCCCUGAUUGCUUUGAUCUGGGUGAUCAACAGAUCCAAAAAUCACCCAGAUCAGUUCAGGGGUUCAGGAAUUUCCUGGAAGUCUAAUUUUGAACCGACCGUGCACAUGGUCCCAUGCCCAAAACAGUUCCAGGGAAUCAGGGCUAACGGUCGGUCUCUCUGUCUGGAGUCCAAAAGUACAUACCUCACAUGAAAGUGCAUCGGGUAAGGUAUAUGGCAGGGCCCAUAGUCCUGAGGCAAGAGGCUGGCCAGCAGGCCGCUCCAAGAACCCGUGACAGGGUUCAGUUUGUCACAGGUGGAUCUGGGUAUACCCCUACCAAGUGAAAUUGAUGAAUGUUGGCACUUUAAAUUUUAUAUUUAUGUGGUUGUUAUAUAUUGUGAAUUAUGUUAUGUUGGGGGUCAUUGCCUUGAUGUAAAUAUGGGAGAGAUGAUGUAAUUUUGGAGGUGUGGCAGGUAAUGAUCUUUAUAUAAUUGUAAAUCAUAAGUUAUUAUUAUUAAUAUUAUUAGCUUUAUUACCAUUAAAGCUGUUGACAUUUGUGACCCAUACCCAUGAGUGUCGGUGUCUUAUUGGGUGGGUUUGGUUAGGGUUCAUGGAUCAUUCCCCUGCCCAUAUGGCGACUAUGCACCUGCCAGGCUCUAUCGUGUUGGAGAUUAGAUUUUUGGGGAGUGUAGAUGGUUCUCUAAUGGAUAUUGCUUUCGGUCAAUUUGUAACAAGUUUACAAUCUAUUAGGAUAGCGAUAAAACUACAUGACCAUACAUGGGGGAAAUUAUAUAGGAGAUUAUAAUUCCAAUUCUGAGAUUGGUAAUUAUUGUGGACCAGCCAUUUGAAAGGCUUGUACGAAGUGGUUUUGCCCAAUUUGUGAAAGCACGUGUUAAAUUCUAUAAACCUGUCUGUGUGAAGGGUUAAUGAAUAAGCUGAACUAUUCCAAAAACAAGAAACAAAAUGAUUUUCCUUUUUUUUUUUUCUUCAGAUGGCUUAAACAGCGAAACUACUCCAGAUAUUUCUUUGGCUAUCUCAAAGGACAAUACAACCACGACAAACAUGUCUCCGACAUCCCAACCGAACAUAAAAGAGCUUACAACAACCAUCACCCCACUAACAACUACAGUGAUUCCUCAAACUACAACUACAGUUUCUUUACACUCCACAACAGUUAUCUCAACCAUUCCUUCAUCUGUACCCCAAACAACCACCACUGCUCCGCAAACAAUCACAACUGCACCCCAAAUAACUGCAACUGCUCCCCAAACACCCACCGCUGAUCCCCAAACAACCACAACUGAAGCCCAAACAACCACAACUGAACCCCAAACAUCCACCAAUGCACCCCAAACAACUACCGCUGCACCUGAAACAUCCACAACUGCUCCCCAAACAACAAUAACUGAACCACAAACAACCACAACUGCACCCCAAACAAGCACACCGGUACCUCAAACAACCACCACUGUACCCCAAACAACCUCAACUGCACCCCAAACAACCACCGCUGCUCCCCAAACAACCACAACUGUUCCCCAAACAACCACAACUGAACCCCAAACAACCACCAAUGCUCCCCAAACAACCACCACUGCUCCCCAAACAACCACAACUGAACCCCAAACAACCACCACUGUACCCCAAACAACUACAACUGAACCCCAAACAACCACAACUGCUCCCCAAACAACCACCGCUGAUCCCCAAACAACCACAACUGAAGCACAAACAACCACAACUGCUCCCCAAACAACCACUGCUGAUCCACAAACAACUACAACUGAAGCCCAAACAACCACAACUGAACUGCAAACAUCCACCAAUGCACCCCAAACAACUACCGCUGCACCUGAAACAUCCACAACUGCUCCCCAAACAACCACCACUACUCCCCAAACAACCACAACUGCUCCCCAAACAACCACCACUGCUCCCCAAACAACCACCAAUGCACCCCAAACAACAACAACUGAACCCCAAACAACCACCACUGCUCCCGAAACAACCACAACUGCUCCCCAAACAACCACCAAUGCUCCCCAAAGAACCACAACUGAAUCCCAAGCAGCCACCACUGCUCCCCAAACAACCACAACUGCUCCCCAAACAACCACCACUGCUCCCCAAACAACCACCAAUGCACCCCAAACAACCACAACUGAACCCCAAACAACCACCACUGCUCCCGAAACAACCACAACUGCUCCCCAAACAACCACAACUGAAUCCCAAGCAACGACCACUGCUCCCCAAACACCCACCACAGCUCCCCAAACAACCACAAAUGCACCCCAAACAACCACCACUGCUCCCCAAACAACCACAACUGAACCCCAAACAACUACCGCUGAUUCCCAAACAACCACAACUGCUCCCCAGACAACCACAACUGAACCCCAAACAUCCACCAAUGCACCCCAAACAACCACCACUGAACCCCAAACAACAAUAACUGAACCACAAACAACCACAACUGCACCCCAAACAAGCUCAGCGGUACCUCAAACAACCACCACUGUACCCCAAACAACCUCAACUGCACCCCAAACAACCACCAAUGCUCCCCAAACAACCACAACUGCUCCCCAAACAACCGCAACGGAAUCCCAAACAACCACAACUGAACCCCAAACAACCACAACUGCUCCCCAAACAACCACAGCUGCUCCCCAAACAACCACAACUGAACCCCAAACAACCACAACUGAACCCCAAACAACCACAACUGCUCCCCAAACAACCACAACUGCACCUGAAACAACCACAAAUGCUCCCCAAACAACCACCACUGUACCGCAAACAACAAUAACUGAACCACAAACAACCACAACUGCACCCCAAACAAGCACAGCGGUACCUCAAACAACCGCCACCGUACCCCAAACAACCUCAACUGCACCCCAAACAAGCACCAAUGCUCCACAAAUAACCACAACUGCUCCCCAAACAACCACCAGUGCUCCCCAAACAACCACAACUGCUCCCCAAACAACCACAACUGAACCCCAAACAACCACCAAUGCUCCCCAAACAACCACCAAUGCUCCCCAAACAACCACCACUGCUCCCCAAACAACCACAACUGAACCCCAAACAACCACCAAUGCUCCACAAACAACCACAACUGCACCCCAAACAACCACAACUGCUCCCCAAACAACCACUGCUGAUCCCCAAACAACCACAACUGAACCCCAAACAUCCACCAAUGCACUCCAAACAACUACCAAUGCACCUGAAACAUCCACAACUGCUCCCCAAACAACCACCACUGUACCCCAAACAACAAUAACUGAACCCCAAACAACCAGCAAUGAACCCCAAACAACCAGCAAUGAACCCCAAACAACCACAACUGAACCCCAAACAACCACAACUGAACCCCAAACAACCACAACUGCUCCCCAAACAACCACAACUGAACCCCAAACAACAAUAACUGAACCACAAACAACCACAACUGCACCCCAAACAACCACCACAGCUCCUCAAACAACAAUAACUGAACCACAAACAACCACAACUGCUCCCCAAACAACCACAACUGCUCCCCAAACAACCACCAUUGCUCCCCAAACAACCACAACUGCUCCCCAAACAACCACAACUGAACCCCAAACAACCACCAAUGCUCCCCAAACAACCACCACUGAACCCCAAACAACCACAACUGAACCCCAAACAACCACCACUGCUCCCCAAACAACCACAACUGCUCCCCAAACAACCAUAACUGCACCCGAAACAACCACAAAUGCUCCCCAAACAACCACAACUGCUCCCCAAACAACCACAACUGAACCCCAAACAACAAUAACUGAACCACAAACAACCACAACUGCACCCCAAACAACCACCGCUGCUCCCCUAACAACAAUAACUGAACCACAAACAACCACAACUGCUCCCCAAACAACCACCAUUGCUCCCCAAAUAACCACAACUGCUCCCCAAACAACCACAACUGAACCCCAAACAACCACCAAUGCUCCCCAAACAACCACCACUGAACCCCAAACAACCACAACUGAACCCCAAACAACCACAACUGCUCCCCAAACAACAACCAUUGUACCCCAAACAACAAUAACUGUACCCCAAACAACCACCAUUGCUCCCCAAACAACCACAACUGAACCCCAAACAACCACAACUGUACCUCAAACAACCACCAUUGCUCCCUCAAACAACCACAACUGCUCCCCAAACAACCACAACUGA